Messenger RNA from Drosophila melanogaster (fruit fly), 1806 nucleotides. RefSeq lists its product as uncharacterized. The transcript has 2 exons. Bases 712 to 1665 code for a protein of 317 amino acids. The record is from RefSeq and is marked reviewed. Gene Ontology annotation, molecular function: protein serine/threonine phosphatase activity; hydrolase activity. Lineage: Eukaryota; Metazoa; Arthropoda; Insecta; Diptera; Drosophilidae.
AUUAGUUUACCAGCCCUGGAACUGCGGCUUUGUUUGUAGCCGAGAAUAUUGGUGAUAUCAUAGUGUGUUCAAGAGAGGCAAAGAGAAACUCUCUUGCGCUCUCUCCUUAAAACGGAGAGUGCGUGGAAAUGAAAACAUUGCUUUCACCAUCUCGCCGAUUAGUCUGCAUAUCAGUGUUUAGUCGGCUUUUCGCUUUCGUUAGAUAAAAAUUAAGUGCGUGGUGUCGUUGCAAUUCGCGGAUUAUAUAAGGGAUUUGAGCCGCGACUGCAUUGAUUUUCCAUUGGCCAUGGCCCGCAUCGUUGAAAGCAAUGUAAGUUAAAUGCAACUAAUUCCGUUCGCUGGUAUGUUUAUAUAACUCCUCGAUUCGCAUCACCACCUGCCCCGCCCACAUCCAUCUUGUUCUAUUCCCCCUCACAUUUCAUAGUUGUCAGUGAUGAUCAUUUUUCUCUUGGCCAAAUGCCUAAUGCCUCGGUGGUUUUGCAUUCUCCCAAAUUUGUUGGUCAACAGUGAUGGGAACUGUUUGUAUUAGUUAUUUGUUAUUAUUUUAAAUUAUGAAUAAUUGAGAGAACUAAAUGCUUGCACUGUAGAAAUAGUUUGUAACCUAGCCACCUGAUCAUUUAACUCAUCUAUUGGCUCAUAAACUAACACAAUAUGUAAAUAGUUUCCUUCCCAUCACUGUUGCCCAGUGACGUCGCCGACUUAAGAAUAGAGAUGAUGUCUGCCUUGUGCCCCGAGGCAAUGAAUGAUGCGGAUCGUCUGGUGGAAAAUCUGCGCCAUGUGCCGGUCCGCCUGCCCAGGGAGUUGGAGGUUCGCCAGCUGUGCCGCUCGUUGAGUGACUUGCUCGUCGGCGAGUCGAAUCUACUGAGCCUGCAGAGUCCGCAGAUCGUAUGCGGUGACAUUCACGGUCAGUUCGAGGAUCUGCUCCACCUGCUGGAAUUGGGCGGUUCGGUGCAGGAGCAUCGCUACUUGUUCCUGGGUGACCUGGUGGAUCGGGGCAAGAACAGCGUGGAGACCUUUCUUCUGCUAGCUGCUCUCAAGGUGCGACAUCCGGCACAAGUUAGCCUGCUACGGGGCAAUCAUGAGUGCCGCAGUGCCACUCGAUCCUAUGGAUUCUACGAGGAGUGCCUUUCGCGGUACGGCUCUGCGAAUGUCUGGAGGAUGUGCUGCCGUGUCUUCGAUCUCUUGCCGCUGGCGGCUAUCAUUGAUGGCAAUAUAUUGUGUGUUCAUGGCGGCCUGUCGCCGGAUAUGCAACGAUUGGAUGACUUACGUAGCCUGGAUCGCUGCCACGAGAUACCCGAAAGUGGAAUUAUAGCUGAUCUUCUCUGGAGCGAUCCACAGGAAGCGCCUGGAUGGGCGGCAUCGCCACGAGGACAUGGAAAACUCUUCGGUGGCGAUGUUGUUGAGGAGUUUACGCGCGCAAAUGGAAUCUCUCUCAUAUGCCGCGCUCAUCAGUUGGCCCAGGAUGGCUUCCGUUGGCAUUUUGGCCAACUUCUUGUUACCAUAUGGUCAGCACCCAACUAUUGCUAUCGCUGCGGCAACAAAGCGGCUAUUCUGCGCUUAAAUGCUGCUGGCGAUUAUGAUUUUAAAGUGUUCGAAGCGCAGGCGCUGCACUCCAAACCGCAGCCAAGGAAACCGAAAAAGCGUUGUCGUCAAUUUUUUCAAUGAUUUAAUCGCUAUCUGAAUCUUAUCCCAAGUAUUAAUACGGUUUGAACUGGCCGAACCUACCGAUCACUCCAAAGCGACCUUUGCCAUUCCAAACUACUCAUAUACUCAUAAUUUCGUAAUCAAUAAAAUACGUGUACUUAG